Messenger RNA from Ochlerotatus camptorhynchus, 914 nucleotides. Its product is annotated as phospholipid scramblase 1-like. Bases 22 to 747 code for a protein of 241 amino acids. Gene Ontology annotation, cellular component: plasma membrane. Gene Ontology annotation, biological process: plasma membrane phospholipid scrambling. Lineage: Eukaryota; Metazoa; Arthropoda; Insecta; Diptera; Culicidae. Gene Ontology annotation, molecular function: phospholipid scramblase activity. The transcript has 3 exons. The record is from RefSeq and is a predicted model, not a curated record.
UCGCCAAGUUCAACAAUCAUUAUGGAUGUGCCGAGAAAGGUUUCCUGCAGUCCACCCGGCUUGCAGUAUCUCGCGACCGUCGAUCAACUGCUGAUACACCAACAGGUUGAACUUGUGGAAGUGCUAACGGGUUUUGAAACGGCCAAUAAAUAUGCCAUCAAGAAUACCCUAGGUCAGCCAGUGUAUUGGGCAGCAGAGGGUUCCGGCUGUUGCGCUCGGAUCUGCUGUGGCUCAAGUCGUUCGUUUGACAUGAAACUUUUCGACAACUUUCGCAAUGAGAUAUUGCAUCUUUCGCGGCCAUUCCGUUGCGAGUCCUGUUGCUUCCCAUGUUGCUUGCAAGCAAUCGAGGUGGCUACUCCGCAGGGUACUCCCAUUGGUAUUGUCGAACAGGGCUGGUCCUUGUUGCGAUCCUGGUUCCGUAUUAGAAAUGCAGCAGGUGAUACGGUACUAACAAUCAAUGCACCAUUUUGCAAGUCCAAUUGUUUUGGCGAUGUGAAGUUUAAGAUUUCUUCCAGCAAAGGUUUUGAGGUAGGAGCAAUCCUCAAACAGUGGUCUGGAUUGGUACGUGAAAUGUAUACCAGUGCCGACCAUUAUAGUGUGGUUUUCCCCCAAAAUGUGAAUGUUGAAGUAAAGGCAAUUAUACUAGCUGCGGUGUUUUUGAUUGAUUACAUGUUUUUCGAGAAAUCUGGAGGAGUCGGAGAUGUGGCUAUAGGUUGCUGUGCCGCAUUGGAAAACUGUGUUAAUUGAAAACAUGUAAAAGUGGUUUGAAUCGUGUCAUAGAUAGACUUGCAAUGUAUAUACAAAUUAUACAGUUAUAAACAUUUCUGCAUUAACUAAUGCAUACCUAUCUUAUACAUUUAAACUUACUGGAGAAUUUUCAUGAAUACAAUAUACCAAACCACGUCUCAAGUGAC